Molecule: messenger RNA, 1025 nt
Organism: Anguilla rostrata (American eel)
Lineage: Eukaryota; Metazoa; Chordata; Actinopteri; Anguilliformes; Anguillidae
Product: olfactory receptor 1E16-like
Exons: 1
Coding region: 51-1025 (324 amino acids)
Biological process (GO): G protein-coupled receptor signaling pathway; detection of chemical stimulus involved in sensory perception of smell
Cellular component (GO): membrane
Molecular function (GO): odorant binding; G protein-coupled receptor activity; olfactory receptor activity
Source: RefSeq, a predicted model, not a curated record
AAAGUAAGGCAACAAGAACAGAGAGGAAAUCGGAGUUAAACACAUCUGAAAUGAACUCCCUGAAUUCCACCCUCUCUCUAAAUACUACUUUUGUGCGUCCACCGUUUUUUUUCAUCAAUGGUUUGAAUAACAUGCCCUAUGCCAAAUACUAUUAUGUUUUCCUGAGCUUUGUUUUUGUGGUCUCUGUGUUGGGGAACUCCUUUGUCAUGUUUAUUAUAUACACAGAGCGCAGUUUUCACACCCCAAAGUACAUGGCCGUUUUUAAUUUGGCUCUAGCUGACUUGGGUGAAAGUGCUGCUCUUAUUCCAAAUUUAAUUGCAAUGUUUCUUUUCAAUUCACAAUACAUCUCCUUUGACGCUUGCUUGGCCAACAUGUUUUUUGUGUUUUUCUUUUCCUCUUUGCAGUCCCUCACUCUUACCGUUCUGGCCUAUGACAGAUUGGUGGCAAUAUGCUUGCCACUGAGAUAUCAUGACAUCAUCACAAUGCCAGCAAUGACUGUGAUAUUAACAGUAGUGUGGGCAUGUGAUUCAGUUUUGCUGAUUUUAAUGGUGAUUCUAAUAACCAGGUUGUCCUUUUGUAAAUCCAUUGUGGUAAAAAGCUACUUCUGUGAUCAUGGACCCAUAUACAGUUUGGCAUGUAAUGACACUAACAUCAAUUUUAUCAUUGCAUAUGUUAACAUGAUAUUAUUGCUUUAUGUACCCUUUAUGUUGACUGCCCUUUCAUAUGUGUUUAUUGCUGGUGCACUGUUUAAAAUAGCUUCAUGGGAAGGGCGAUUUAAAGCAAUUAAGACUUGUUCUGCACACCUAAUACUGGUGGCUUUAUAUUAUCUUCCGAUAAUGGGAACCUACAUUGCUGCACUAACUUUAACCCUUCAACCCAAUGCCAGGAUCAUGAGUACAUCAUUUGCAAAGGCCAUUACCCCCAUGUUGAACCCAAUCAUUUAUGUGCUGAACACUGAAGAGGUAAAGGAAUUCUCAAAAAAGAAAUUCAAAAGAAAAAGAGAAAUAACAGAACUCAACUACUAA